GUGAGCGGGUGCGCGCGCAGCGCCUGGACGGACACGCGGAGUGUGCGCAAAAGCUGUGCCAUGAUACAACUUAGCAGCGCGCCAGCGAAACCGUAGCAUGGACCAGUUAUGUUGUCCAGAAAAGGACUCAUUCCCGAGGAUUAUUUGUUGACUCGGUUGGCGGAGGAUGUGUUACAGCCCAAAUUCAAGACUAAACAGCGGAAAGCGCGAUUCGUCGCCAAGAACGGAACGUGCAAUGUCGCGCACACGAACAUUCGCGAACAAGGACGGUUUCUACAGGACGUGUUCACCACUUUAGUGGAUCUGAAAUGGCUUCAUACUCUGCUGAUCUUCACCAUGUCCUUCCUGUGCAGUUGGCUUUUGUUCGGGAUGAUCUGGUGGCUGAUCGCCUUCGCGCACGGAGACCUGGAUUUGAAAGGCGAGGAUUUUGUGCCGUGCGUAACGGACAUCCACUCGUUCUCCUCAGCCUUUCUGUUCUCCAUAGAGGUGCAGGUGACCAUCGGCUUCGGAGGACGGAUGAUCACGGAGGAGUGCGUUUCGGCCAUCGUCAUACUGAUUGUUCAGAACAUAGUGGGUCUGGUGAUCAACGCCAUCAUGUUAGGAUGCAUCUUCAUGAAAACGGCGCAAGCAAACCGGCGAGCGGAAACGCUGAUCUUCAGCAAACACGCGGUGAUAACUGUCCGAAACAACAAGCUGUGCUUCAUGUUUCGCCUCGGUGACCUGAGGAAGAGCAUGAUCAUCAGUGCCACCGUCCACAUGCAGGUGGUGCGAAAGACCGUCACCAGCGAAGGCGAGAUGGUCCCUUUGGACCAGAUAGACAUCCAGAUGGACAACCCGGUGGGCACCAACAGCAUCUUUCUGGUGUCCCCCCUCAUCAUCAGUCACAUAAUUGACAAAAACAGCCCUCUAUAUGAUCUGUCCGCGGACGAUUUACUGCAUGAGGACAUCGAGGUAAUUGUCGUCCUGGAAGGCGUUGUGGAGACCACCGGCAUCACCACUCAAGCGAGGACCUCUUACCUGUCCGAGGAGAUAUUAUGGGGUCACAGGUUUGUGCCUACGGUGUCUGAAGAGGACGGGAUGUAUGCUGUGGACUACUCAAAGUUUGGAAACACCGUUAAAGUGGCGACGCCGAGCAGCAGCGCGCGGACUCUCGAUGAAGCGGGAGGGAUGGAGAGGUUCAAACUGCAGGAGACCAGCGGCGCGUGCGCAGCAGUGAGGAGAAGAGUCAAACACCCAAACACCAAAGAAAUGUGACUUGCUUCUGUCAUUAGCCUCCUGAGACACGACAAAAGGGUUUUUUUAAUAUAGAUUUUUUUAUUUACUUCAAAUAAUAGUUCUAAAUCUCCCUAGACUUAAUAUAUAUUAAACCUUUUAAUAUCAAUCAGGUAUCGAUUGAUUAUUGUUAUUUAAAUUAAGAAUUGAAAUCAAUUAUAUAAUGUUUGAUACGCAUUUUGUUGAUGGAAUACUAUUAAAUGUACACGUGCUUUUAUAUACAGAGCAUUUUAUUUACACGUAUCUAUUUUCAUGUUUCAAAAGUGAUUUGUGAAAAUUAAAUGUCAAAUAUGAGUGAAAUAAUCUUCCAUCAUCUCUCAGACUAACCGAUAUAUUUAUUUAAAAAAUAAAACAAUAAGCAUUGUGAUGAAUGAAUUAAUAUAUAAAAGAAUAAGAUACUAAAGUUUUACACUUUAAAUGAUUAAACACGUUUUAGUAAAACCGAACGAUUUAAAAUAAUUAGGCCUAUUUUCAUUUGGGUUGCACUAUGAUCUUUUAACAGUUUUUUUUUUAUGUGUUAUUAACUAAUCUUAUUCUAAAAAUGUGCCUGACUAAUACAUACAUAUAUACACACACACAUACAUACAUACAUACUGUUAUUCUAGUCAUUAUUAAUAUUAUUUGCUCAGAAAAUACAUUUAGUAAAAAGGACACCUUUUUACGGUUUAUUGUUUUGAUGACAGAAAAUUCAUUUUCUUCUCUCACUCAUUUAAGAUGCAUAAAAACAUUGAAAUCAACAAAACAGACAUGUCCUCUACAGUGGACAAAAAAUAAGCAAUUCUCAGGAGGUUAAUAGUGAAAUACUACAUUUGUAUGUAUAAACACUAGAGCAUUAACAUAUAGAGAUUGUUGCCUAUAUAUUUUCAUUUAGUAUACUGUUGGAAGACGUUUUUUCUUCAUAUAAAGAUCUCUUAGUGAGAGACAGGCUAUGCACGUUUGAUUAAAGCUCUCAGGGUAUUGAAUAACUGCAUAUGCAAUGAAAAAAGUGCAUGAUGUUUAAUAAAAUGAAUAUUUUAUGCUUGCCUUAUAAUAUAA
This is a messenger RNA of Danio aesculapii, 2307 nucleotides long. RefSeq names its product potassium inwardly rectifying channel subfamily J member 11 (gene kcnj11). Gene Ontology annotation, cellular component: plasma membrane. Gene Ontology annotation, biological process: regulation of monoatomic ion transmembrane transport; potassium ion import across plasma membrane. Gene Ontology annotation, molecular function: ATP-activated inward rectifier potassium channel activity. Lineage: Eukaryota; Metazoa; Chordata; Actinopteri; Cypriniformes; Danionidae. The transcript has a single exon. The coding region runs from base 109 to 1254 and encodes 381 amino acids. The record is from RefSeq and is a predicted model, not a curated record.